Molecule: messenger RNA, 1755 nt
Organism: Clonostachys rhizophaga
Lineage: Eukaryota; Fungi; Ascomycota; Sordariomycetes; Hypocreales; Bionectriaceae
Source: the annotation of a GenBank genome assembly
AUGAAUGUCCAUAGUAGUCCCCAAGACGCUCAGUCUCCCGAUGUGCACACUCCGGCCUUCAAGCCGCGGAGAGCGCAUGAGAAAUCGAGAAAUGGUUGUUGUGAUGAGGCCAAACCGCGAUGCUCAAGGUGCGACAUUAGGGGUUACACCUGCGAGUACGCCAAGGACGAUUCUUCAGGACGAAGCCUCGCAACAAGGAAAAAGCGAAGCAGCAUCGACAACAUCGAUCCGCGACUGGCACACCUCACCAUCCCAACCGACACAUGCUCUGAUAUCAGCAGCCAGCGUUCAGUGUCGAAUGUCUCCGUCUCUCCCUCUCCCGCAUACGUGGAUAUGCAACCAAGAGCCGAACUUUUCGGAUCACCACAGAUCCUCGAUGCAACCGAAUUGGCCCUGCUAAGCCACUACCUAACUCACACCAGCCGGAUAAUCCCAAUCGACUCGGUCGACCGCUACGCCCUGCAAAUCGGCAUCCCGAAUCUUGCAUUCCAAAGCAAACCCGUCAUGUCGUCUCUCCUGGCGCUCUCCGCCGUCAGCAAAUGCCACGGCCUGGUCAAGGGUGACAUCGGCCACCAAAAGACCCUCGCUGACAUCUGCGAGCUCCUCGAGUUCGCAGGUGACCACCACAAGGCAUCCCUCCGGCAGAUCCAGGUCACCAUGCAGAGCCCCGCCCAGUACGAGUACGUCCUCGCCAACGCGCCCCUGAUGGUGCUGUACUGCUCCGCGGACCACGCCGUCCGGGUCCAUCUCGCGAGGACGGCGAAGCUAUGCGGUGUAACGCUGCCAGAGAUGCUGCUGCCUGCCCAGUCGCAGUGGAUCUCCCUCAUCCGGGCUGCCCACGCGGCAUACAGCGGGCUGAUGAACAGUCCCAGUGAUCCGGUCGAGGUUGGGUCAGCGUCGCAUCUUGGCACGCCGAGGGAGAUACAGGAACAGCGGCCGCUCAUGGCUUCUCUCUGCACCUCGGUCGACGAGUAUGUUCCCGAGGAUGGCCCGUCGGAGGGGACGAGGAGGCUGCUGUAUCCGAUUAUCGCAAACACGUAUAGGUCAGCCCUGUCAAAGUUGCAAGCCAAGGCCAUGGCCAUCUGUCCAUCAGAUCUCUCAGAAGGUUUAUCUGUCUCGGAAACAGAUGGACUCUACGUCUGGCAGCAGCAGUCGUACACCAGUUGCCAGGCAGACCUAGAUGCCACGCUUGCCGCGCUGGAAAUCUUGCAGGACGUCGCCGAUACCGUCUACUGCACUAUCGACGGCAGUUCUCCCGAUCCCCAGUUUCUUGGUGGUAUGGCUGCAGCUCAGGUUCCGCCGCCCCUGGGCCGUUUGCGGCACGUCUCACCGUGGUUGAGGACGUACUCGGCCAGGGUGACCUCUUCAACGCCGACGAAAUCGCUUAGAAGGACGAUCACGGCGUUUCUGAACAGGAUCCCCAUUGAGUACCUGCAUUUUGUGCAGUCUAUUCUGGACUUGAUGCCCAUCGAGCCCAGUUACAGUGAGCCUCAGAUACGGAUAGAGCAGGAGCAGUUCCCACCCAGUGCUGUCCACAAGCUGGCGAUGGACGUAUUUGCGCACUGGCUUGUGUUCAUGGUACUUUUGGACGGGGUGUGGUGGAUAGGCGGGACUGGUGAGUGGGAGCUCGAGAGGGUUGUGUCGUUUAUGCGGACGUAUGAGUGGGCGGACGUCUCGGAUGCCGGUGAGAGAUGGUGGCCUGAGAGCAUGUCCAAGGUCAAGAGGGAGUUGGCGGAGCACAUGAGAGAGGAAUAG